AUGAGCCUCAGCAAUCUGAACAACCAGAAUCGAUCCCAUGCCAUUGGUACCAGUAACAACGCUAACCCUUUCAACGACGCUGUUCUUUCUGUUUUGCGGUCGAGUUCUUCAGAAGCUGUUCUUACUAGUACUAAUAGCUUGGAGUCUGAGCUGCUGCGACUUGAGCUUGAGCUUCUGAAUAGCAACCAGCGAGUUGCAACAUCCGAGUCAAGUUCCGAACGAGAACCGACGAACCCCCAAGUCCCUGCUGCCAUGAGCACGAGGCUCAGGCUCCUUCAAGCCCACGAAGAAACUCAGAGAGAGGAGGAAUCCAUCAAUGCCAGGAUCAGGAUGCUCCAGGCUCAGAUGCAACCAGAGUCUCAAACAGAAUCUCAACCUUCUGCUCUGGCUUCUGAGCAGCACACUCGGUUGCAAUGCAUCAAGUCCCCUCUGGCUGGGGCUGCUGCAUUUGCCAGUACGAAUACGCAUGCCAAUGGCCACCUUCAAGCACAGCUUUUCAUGAUGCAGCUGCAGCUGCAACGGCAACAGCAACAGCAAGAUCCUCCUCCUCCUGCUGCACCAGACGUCGCUUCCGUUGCCCUGUCCACCUUGCAACUUUGCCAAGAACUCGGCAUGUCCAAUGAACAGUCUCUUGCACUUGCCGUCACUGCAGCCAAAACCGUGCAGGGCUCGGCUCAAGACUCCCGAAAUGACUUCACCACAAAUAAUGAAGUUGCUCCCGAUCCUCCAAGCCUUGUUCCUGGUAAUGGUCCUACAAGCGUUGUUCCAGAUCCCCCCGCAAGACCCAGUGAGGAGGCCUCCUCGUUGGAAGCACUGCUUCAGCUCGCACGCGAAACCAAUGACAUGUUGGUGCGGGAGGACCGACAGAAACAACAGCGGCUGCAACGACAGCUUCAAGAACAACGACAGCUUCAACAACAGAAACAAAAGGUCGGGCCACGCAAGGGACGUUCCAUCAUGUUCCCAAUCACAUUGCACAGCAUUCUAUGCACGGUGGAACGAGAGGGACGCAGCGACAUUGCCACAUUUACACCAGAUGGAUCCGGAUUCAUUGUCUUGAAACCAAAACUGUUUCUUCAAGAAUACCUUUCCAGGCACUUCAAGUAUUCCGGGUAUUCCAGCUUUCAGAGACAGGUCAAUCUGUACUGCUUUAAAAAGAGAAGGGUGGGCACCAAAAGCUUCUACUCGCAUCACAACUUCCACAGAGACUUCCCCGAACGAUGCCGGGAAAUGAUACGGACCAAAAUCAAGAGCAAAGAGAUGAUGUCUGAUGCUGUCGGAGAACUCGAGGAGGGACUGGAGGAAGAUCUCGAAUGA
Molecule: messenger RNA, 1317 nt
Organism: Seminavis robusta
Lineage: Eukaryota; Bacillariophyta; Bacillariophyceae; Naviculales; Naviculaceae
Source: the annotation of a GenBank genome assembly